Molecule: messenger RNA, 3000 nt
Organism: Esox lucius (northern pike)
Lineage: Eukaryota; Metazoa; Chordata; Actinopteri; Esociformes; Esocidae
Gene: ccsapa
Product: centriole, cilia and spindle-associated protein a
Exons: 5
Coding region: 404-1300 (298 amino acids)
Biological process (GO): regulation of mitotic spindle assembly
Cellular component (GO): cytoskeleton; ciliary transition zone; ciliary basal body
Molecular function (GO): microtubule binding
Source: RefSeq, a predicted model, not a curated record
UGGACAUGCGCAUUGCACUGGCUAUAGACUUUCCUUGUAUGGAAGUCAUCUAUAUUGUCAAGGUAGAGAAGACCAUUUUCAGAUUAUUCAGUGCAAAGAUAUGCAAAAUAAUAUUAAGGAAGUGAACAUUUUUGGUGAUGUACUUUCAUUCUCAAUAAUGAAUACCGGUUAAGGGCUAAUCUUAUUAGCGCCGGAAUUAACCUACUGUGGCUGUUUUUACAACCAGGCUACUGUGCGCAGGUAAAGCAAACGUCGACGCAACCAGCACUGUAUGUUUUCGCCACCCAAUUGCCAGUGGGCGUUUUGGGGCGUAGCCUAUAGAAAGCCAUCAGACGGUAUACGUUACAGUACUGGAGGGAAACGGGGCCAGUUUUAGAUCUGGACCUAACUAAUAACAGGGAUCAUGUUGAGUAAAAAAAUACGUACAGAGUACAUGAAGAAAUUCAAAGAGCCAAAAUGGGAGACGUUUUCAAAGUGCUAUGAGGAAUCUGUGAAAUACAGGUUGACUCGACGCGUGAUGGAGCAUGCGCACAAACCGUUAUGGUUCUGGGAAGGGUGGGACACCUCAACCGGGUCAGACUCCAGUGCCAGCGGGCGGUCAACCCCGAAGAUGAGGAACAAAGUUGUGCCUGUAGACGUCAGGCCCGAGACUCCAUCGUUGAAGUCCGAAUUAAGGGAAAGCCCAGAACCGAAGCAUCCUUUUGUGAAUGGGGAACUAGAACUGGAAGCCAAGGAGUUUACUCUCUUGGAUGCCUUACCACCCACAGCGGUGGUAAUAGAGAAUGGAAGCCUUAAUGAUCCAGACGAGGGGGCAGUUGGAGAGGCAGCAGCCCAAAACAGGAUGGCAGCUGAAAGCACGACAGACGAGGGCCCGGCUGAGAAGACGUCCUCCGACGAGGAGCCGGCGAAAGAGCCGAAGCGCCGCCACCGCACCCCCCGUGCAGAACUGUGUCACAGGGACGGUUCGCGGGACGAGAUCAGGCCGGGGCCUGUCCGCAAGCCCUCCAGGGCAAAGAGCCAGCCCCCGGCCCUCACCACGGAGAAGGAGAACCAACGAUCUUCGGCCAGGCUGGACUGGUCAGAGAGGCAGGCUUCAUCUGCUAGAAGGUCUACAAAUGAGAGUCGCACAUCUGACACAUUCGUCCAAUCCAGGCGAGGGUCCAAUAAACGAGCUACCAACCUAGACCGGAGGAGGGCGCGUUCAGCUGACCUGGAGAAGAUUCGUCAGGCAGAGUUGACCGUGGUGGAUGACCGUUGGAUGACUGAGUACAUGCGCUGCUUCUCUGCCCGGCUGAGGUAGAGCCUGAGGAUCAGUGGUAUACCACAGCCAUCGCUGACCAUUUGAUUUUUAACGCCCUCUUUCCUUACUGAGGAUUCGGAUAAUGGAAUGAGACAACUGGAUUGGCUUAGACAACUGUAAGGGCCCUGAGGUUUCAAGAUCAUUUGGUCCGACCAAGAAAACCUCUGGGCCCUGACAAUACAGUGUCUUCGAUUGGAUAAACUGAUCGCUGAGUGGGCCCAAUAACACCUUGCUUUCACUGGGAGGACACAAUCAUUAUUUAUUUCAAGUUAUUUAGCUUUGUUUUGAGAAAUUGCACAGUUUUGGGAAUUUGUAUGCAACUGUCUACAGAGUAUGAUUUGUACUGUAUUAAUGUCCAAGCAAGUCCAAGCAUGAUUAUUGUUUUACACUUGGUUUUAGUCUUUUGGGAUCACAGAGUAUACAUUAAUUGGUUAGAUGAAAAGUUCAAGCUGAUAUGGUUUAGAAUGUGGCUGUAUUUUGGAGCUACGCGAAGCCGUAGCCAAGCCGUUGCGGCAUUGUGCUACACAGAACCAACUGUUAGUGCGCUAAUACCUGGCAUUAGCUUUAUUGUAUUUGGUUGCAACUCAAAAAUCCAGUGUGCACUCCAGAUGAUUGUAUUAUUGUUUUCAUUGAAAUGUACAGCGGACAUUGCCGUAAGGUCGGAGAAACCUACUAGUAGACAUUGUGCAACAGUUAUUGAGCUAGCAACUCUGUUUUUUGUUCACUACAUCUUGGCAGCUUACCCCGCCAAUUUUUAUAUGUUUUUUCUUUUAGAAUCACAAACACUCAUUGCCUCACGUAUUGUAGACAGACUCAAAUUGCAAUGUAACAUGGUAAAGAAAUGUACUACGUCACCAAAUAAGCUAUUUUAGUUUUUGUCGCAACACACCAUCACCAUUGCCUUUUACUGGUUUUUGCAGAUUGAUAUUAUUGAUGGUUAUUCUUAUUGAAUUGUCAUGUCAGUAAGGUCAUGUUGGUAAUCUUUAUCUGUAAUUGAAAUUGAGGGCUAUUUUAAGUUGAAUUAAUAGAAAUGAAGUGUUUGAAAAGUAUUUGUAUUUGGAAAAAAAGGUUGUUGUGAGAAUAUUAGUUUAUAUACACUUUUUCUUUUUGUACCUAACAGUAAAACAGGGGAGCGGAAUACGUAUCGUCUCUGCGCAUGCGUACGCACAACGCUUAAAAGGCUACUUCUCUGGCACGAAUGACCAAUCAGUACAAUACUUGACAUAGUGCAUAAAUAGACAGAGGUUGUGACACAAGAUCAUUCCUUAAUGAUCAUUCCUUAAUGACGUAUCAUUGAGUUGCCCGUGGGGGCGACAUUUCAUUCGUGGGCAUAAUAAGUCUGCAGUUCCCCUUGUUUGCAGUUGGCAUUCAUAGUACUAUUCACUAUACACGUUUACAAUUUACUUUACACCAAACUGUCACAUUUUAUCUUAGCGUAGGAACGGUUCCUUACGAGAACGUCAGAAUUAAGUUUCCAAAACACUAUUGUGAAUAAUGCGUGUACAAUCAGAUGAAACCUGUCUGCCAGAGGGGAGAGGGUGUGUGGACGGUUUUGGUUUUAGGAGCAGACAGAGUCGGCAGGCAGGCUGUAUCUUACAGUCAAAUGAAAUGGCAAUCAUAAUUCAGAGUGGUCAAAGAUCUAUUGACAGUCAAGUGAUAUUUCCCUCGAAGAUCAUCUUAGGCUGAAAAAAAAACAUGAA